Gongylonema pulchrum is the source of this 174-nucleotide messenger RNA. The record is from the annotation of a GenBank genome assembly. NCBI's taxonomy places the organism in Eukaryota, Metazoa, Nematoda, Chromadorea, Rhabditida, Gongylonematidae.
GGUUGGGAGUUGCAUGCUAUUAAGGAGGAACUGGAAACGAAUCGUUAUGUGGUCAAUGAAAAACUGCCGAAGGAAAUUGAAAGCAAAAUGGCUGUUGUUGCUGAUCUGAACAGAGUUACCGACAUUGCAGCUAUCGAUAAGAACGAUAUUGUUGAACUGCAACAAAAAGUAUAA